GUGCUGUGCACAGGCCCGGCGGUGCUCCCAGUGCUUUCUUACUGCUUUCUCUGCUCUGCAGGUGCUCACUGCUUGGAGAGACCAGUGCUCCCCAGGAGAGCGGCACUGGGAUGCGGUACCUCGCAGGGACACCGCUGGAGGCAGUGCGGGCAGGGAUGCUGCUGGGGUCUGGCCUCUUCCAGGCAAGUUACUGGCUUGGAGUUAUGAACUGCCAGACCAGUACAGCUCUUGCUGCCCUCAGUGCCAGCGGGAAAUAGAAUCGGUUCCAGAGGCACAGCAGGAGCACCGGGCAGAGACCUGGCAUCUGAUUGUCACGCUCAUCCCUUGCACAGGAUCUGGAGCAGAGGAAAGAGGCUGUCCCAAAGGCUCAGUGAUGAGAGGGCUCCCUCCUGGCUGGAAGACUCAGUCCCAAAAUAACAUCUUUACCUGUGGAACAGCAGCCCCUGGCAGAAGACUGGAUGUGCACAUCCUUCCAGCCCUGGAACUGUGUGGACUUGCAGAGCCAUGAUGAAGCUCCUGCCUGUUACCCCUCUCCUCCUGCUUCUCCUGACGACACUGGAAGCCAGACCAAAACCUGCAGCCCUGAAGUGCAGGACGGGCCCCCUGGACAUCGUGUUUGUGAUCGACAGCUCCCGCAGCGUGCGCCCCUUCGAGUUUGAGACCAUGCGGCGCUUCAUGAUCGACAUCAUCGGCAACCUGGACGUGGGCCCCAACGCCACGCGGGUGGGGGUGAUCCAGUACUCCAGCCAGGUGCAGAACAUCUUCUCCCUCAAGACCUUCUUCACGCGGGCAGAGAUGGAGAGGGCCAUCAACAGCAUCAUCCCGCUGGCCCAGGGCACCAUGACGGGGCUGGCCAUCCAGUACGUCAUGAACGUGGCCUUCACCGCGCAGGAGGGCGCGCGCCCUCCGCACAAGAAGAUCCCCCGCAUCGCCAUCAUCGUGACGGACGGGCGGCCCCAGGACCGUGUCACCGAGGUGGCCACCCAGGCCCGGAAUGCUGGCAUUGAGAUCUACGCCGUGGGCAUCCAGCGGGCAGACAUGAACUCGCUGCGGGCCAUGGCCUCGCCGCCCCUGGAGGAGCACGUCUUCCUGGUGGAGUCCUUUGAGCUCAUCCAGCAGUUUGGGAAGCAGUUCCAGGACAAGCUUUGUGGAGUGGACAUGUGUGUGGAGCAGGAGCACGGCUGCCAGCACAGCUGUGUCAGCACCCCUGGCUCCUUCUACUGCGAGUGCAACCCCGGCUACAGGCUCAACGUGGAUGGAAAGACCUGUUCCCCCAUUGAUGCCUGUGCAGACGGGAGACAUGGCUGUCAGCACCACUGUGUCAGCACUCGGGGAUCGUACUCGUGCCGCUGCCGGCCAGGUUACUACCUCGGCCAGAACAAGAGGAGCUGCAUUAUGAUCGAUUACUGCAGCUUCGGGAACCACAGCUGCCAGCACGAGUGUGUGAGCAUUCCCAGUGGGCACUACUGCCGCUGCCGCAGCGGGUACACGCUGCAGCCCGACGGCAGGUCCUGCAGGGCCACUGACCUCUGCAACGGGGUGGAUCACGGCUGCGAGUUCAAGUGUGUGAGCACGGAGGGCUCCUACCACUGCAUGUGCCCUGAGGGCCAGCAGCUCCAGGCUGAUGGGAAGACAUGCAGCAAGUGUGGAGCUGGGCAUGUCGACCUGGUGAUGGUGAUCGAUGGCUCCAAGAGUGUCCGUCCCCAAAACUUUGAGCUGGUGAAGCAGUUUGUGAACCGCAUCGUGGACCUGCUGGACAUUUCCCCCCACGGCACACGGGUGGGACUGGUGCAGUACUCCAGCCGUGUCCGCACCGAGUUCCCCCUCAACAAGUACCACAGCGCGGAUGAGAUCAAGAAGGCGGUGAUGGAUGUGGAGUACAUGGAGAAAGGCACCAUGACAGGCCUUGCCCUCAAGCACAUGGUGGAGCACAGCUUCUCUGAGUUGGAAGGUGCCAGGCCUCUCUCCCACAACAUCCCAAGAAUUGGGCUCGUCUUCACAGAUGGACGCUCCCAGGACGACAUCUCCGAAUGGGCCAGGAGAGCAAAGGAGUCAGGGAUCGUCAUGUUUGCUGUGGGCGUCGGAAAGGCCGUGGAAGAGGAGCUGAGAGCGAUCGCCUCCGAGCCGGUGGAGCAGCACUUCUCCUACUCAGCGGACUUCACCACCAUGACCCACCUUGUGGAGAACUUCUCACUGAACAUCUGCCCAGAGGAAGGCAAAGGGGAGACAGAGAUCCGCAGCCCGUGUGAGUGCGAGGCGCUGGUGCAGUUCCAGACAAACACCGUGGCCAUCCUGCAGAGCCUGACGGAGAAAAUUGCUCAGAUGACAGCCAGACUUGAAGACUUGGAAAAGCAGAUUGCCAACAAGAAGUGAUCCUGGCAGAGGGCUGCAGCACUCAGAUGGGGCACAGGGAUGUACAGUAGCUACAUGACAUUAUUACUGCUAGGUUAUGGUAAAGCAUCAGUGUUCGUUCUUAUAUCUCAAAAUCCCUGGGGGGAUGUGGAUUGUAUUUAAAAAAAAAUCCUAAGAACACCAAAAAGGAACUUGAUCAAAACCUCUGCUGUGAAGCCAAGGGGUUUCACCCAUCGCUGUUGCCUCGUUUCUCCCAGCUGGAAGGUGUGGGAUGAGGGGAGAUGACCAUGUGGCCAGACAGGUCUUUGGACAGAUGUGACACCUGGCCUUUCCACAGAGCAACUAGGAUGACCCAGCCCUGCACAGCCCCUCUGGAGCCUGGCAAGCUACUUUGCAAGAGAAAAAUCCUACAGUGGUGUCACCCUGAGAGUUUCUCUUGUCUCAGCAUCUGCUGCCAAGUGGCGGGGCAAGAAGAGCUGGGUGGCACAGGCAGGGCCAGGAAUGCCUGUCCAGCUCCUGCCAUGGUGCCAAGGUGGGCUCCCAUGGGAAAGCGGGUGGCAGGAAUUGUCAGAUCCCUUGGCCCUAGUUUGGCAGAAUUAUUUGGGAAUCGGUAUUAUCUUGUUUGGUUUUAUAAUCACAUAGCAAAAUGGUAAUUAUUCUAUCAAUAUGUAUGUGUGUGUAUAUAUCUAUGUAUAUUUAAUUUUGAGAGCAGAGUAGUGCUAUUUUGAAACUCAUCUUUUCUAUAAAGGAAUUUCUAUCCUGACAAUAAACCCCCUGAAGAUUUGUA
This is a messenger RNA of Pipra filicauda (Wire-tailed manakin), 3139 nucleotides long. It is a transcript of the gene MATN4, whose product is annotated as matrilin 4. Gene Ontology annotation, molecular function: calcium ion binding. NCBI's taxonomy places the organism in Eukaryota, Metazoa, Chordata, Aves, Passeriformes, Pipridae. The coding region runs from base 505 to 2373 and encodes 622 amino acids. The record is from RefSeq and is a predicted model, not a curated record. The transcript is spliced from 12 exons.